Lactuca sativa (garden lettuce) is the source of this 843-nucleotide messenger RNA. RefSeq lists its product as uncharacterized. NCBI's taxonomy places the organism in Eukaryota, Viridiplantae, Streptophyta, Magnoliopsida, Asterales, Asteraceae. Gene Ontology annotation, molecular function: aspartic-type endopeptidase activity. The record is from RefSeq and is a predicted model, not a curated record. Gene Ontology annotation, biological process: proteolysis.
AUGCCAUACCCAGCCCGAGCCAAGAAAGAGAAGCAGGAAGAGGAAUAUCAGAAGUUUCUAGAUCAUAUUAAAACUCUUGAAAUCAACAUUCCUUUCAUUGAAGCCGUCAUGCAAAUGCCCAAGUAUGCAAAGUUCCUUAAGGAACUCCUCACUAACAGAAGAAAGAUGGAGGAAGUGCAGAAGGUAGUGCUUAAUGAGAAUUGCUCCGCCGCAAUGCUAAACAAAUUACCAAAGAAGAAGGGUGAUCCGGGGAGCUUAACUUUGCCUUGCCAAUUUGGCAACUUGGCUGCAAUUCAUGCCUUAGCUGAUUCUGGAGCAAGUGUGAACCUUAUGCCAUACUCGUUCUUUAAGAAGCUGGACCUCCCGGAGCCAAGGCCAAUUCGAAUGGCAAUUCAUUUGGCAAACAAGACUGUUACUUUCCCAAGAGGCAUUUGUGAAGAUUUGCUAGUGAAAGUAGACAAAUUUGUCUUCCCGGCUGAUUUCAUCAUUCUCGACAUGGAGGCGGAUCCGCAAGGGCCAAUCAUCCUUGGAAGGCCCUUCCUCAACACCGCUAGCGCUAUCGUAGACAUGAGAGAUUCUAAGCUCACAUUGCGAGUUGGGGACGAUUCAGUGACAUUCGGGGUAGACCAAGCCAUGAAGUACUCAAGGAGUAGUGACGACACGGCUUUCUCAAUCGACAUGCUUGACGAAAUAUUGGAAGAAGACAUACCUAAAGAUUCCAGCAAGUUUGCAGCUCUGGAUGAAGUAUUUGAUCCAGAAAAGGACUUACUAGAGAUUGAAAGACUGUUGGAAGAAGCGGAGUAUGAAGAAAUAAAGAAGCAAGCUGAAAGCCCUACUCGCUGA